AUGGGAACAAGCGAGAACUUUCUUCCAAGGACAUUGGUGAAUGCUGCAUCAGGAGGGUCCUUAAAAACAAAAACUCCAGAGGAAGCUUUAGAAUUGCUAGAAUCUCUAGCCUCUCAAGAGUACGAUAAUGCUCCAGUACCACAGAGAAGAGCGGGGAUAAUGAAGCUUCAUGGUUGUGAUGCCAUCUUGGCUCAGAAUGAGCAGAUUUUACAAUCCAAUAAGAAACAGCAACAACAGCUAGAUGCUCUCGCAAAACAAUUUUCUGAAUUUCAAGUUUCUUCUGUUAAUACUCCUGCUAUCAUUUGUGAUAUUUGUGCAGGUACUCAUGCUACUGAAGACUUCCAGGCACCCGAAACUGCAGAUGUUAAUGGAAUUUGGCAUGAUCAAAAAGCUCCAUAUAAUCCAGGGAGGAACCAAUACGGCAAUAAUCAGAAUCAAGGGUGGAGAAAUAAAAAUCAAAAUCAACACCCAGGAUUUAGUUACAGUUCGAACCAUCAGCUGAAUCCUCCUAUGCCAGUGCAACAACAACCUCCACAACAAUCAGAAUGGGAAAAGGCCUUUGCACAACUAUCCAAGACCACAUCAGACUACAUUCAAAGUAACACUAUUCCAAAUCCAAGUAGGGAACACUGCAAUGCGAUUACUACUAUGAGUGAGAAAGCCAUUGAACCUGUGGAAAAAGAAAAGGAAGUUGCCAAAGAAUUUGCUGCAGAGAAAACUGUUCCUGAAAAGAAAGAGUUCAAAUGGGAGAAAAAGAAAGCUCAAGAAAGGCAAGAAAAGCCAUUGGAGCUCUCACCUUAUGCAAAGAUUCCAUAUCCGCAGAGGUUCAGAGAGGAAAUCAAAAAGCAGCAGUAUUCCAAGUUCCUUGACAUUUUCAAGAAGCUGCAAAUCAAUAUCCCGUUUACUGAAGCCUUGGAGAACAUGCCCAAUUACGCAAAGUUCAUGAAAGAUCUUCUAUCACGAAAGCGUAAGCUACAAGAAUGUGAGACGGUGACGCUGACAGAGGAAUGCAGUGCCAUUAUACAGAAAAAGUUGCCUCCAAAGCUUAAAGAUCCAGGAAGAUUCAGCAUUCCAUGCAACAUAGGCAAUAUGGAAGUGAAAAAUGUUCUAUGUGAUCUCAGUGCCAGCAUCAACGUGAUGCCACUAUUUAUGUUGAAGAAACUGGGGAUCACUGAAGUAAAGCCAACCAAGACAAUAGUGCAACUGGCUGACCUCUCUACAAAGCAAGCUUAUGGCAUUAUUGAGGACAUACUGGUAAAGGUUGACAAAUUCAUCAUUCCUGUUGAUUUUGUCAUCCUUGAUAUAGUGGAAAAUUCUACUAUUCCUAUGAUCUUCGGAAGACCUUUCUUGGCAACCUUAGGAGCGCUGAUUGAUGUACCGAAAGACACUACUCAGGAUGCUGAUAGAAAUGAUAUUGCACCCACUACUGAAAUUGAUGAGGAUUGA
Molecule: messenger RNA, 1446 nt
Organism: Gastrolobium bilobum
Lineage: Eukaryota; Viridiplantae; Streptophyta; Magnoliopsida; Fabales; Fabaceae
Exons: 4
Coding region: 1-1446 (481 amino acids)
Source: RefSeq, a predicted model, not a curated record